CACUCGGCAGUUCCGGCCUGCUCUGCUCUGCACUCUUCUUGCUCACCCAAAUCUCCUGCACUCGUCUGUUUGAAACUCUUGACAUAGCAUUUAUUUACAUCGCCAUAAUAUCCUAAUGUCAUUACCUAGAGCUAUCAUUCAGAUUGUCAUCACCGGGUCCGGAAUUUUGGGCAAGGCGUUCUACGAGGCAGGCAGACAGGCGAUGAAAAAUGCCCAAUACCGACCAGCCUCCAUAUUAGGGAACGAAGUUGCCGGCGUAGCAGGCGCAAACACUGGUUCCGCCACGGACGUGCUUACACGACAACACAGAAUGACGCUGGAUGAGGCGCACCUAAUCCUCAACACCAAAAAGGGCGACGUGAUGCCCAGCGUAUUACAAAAAUACGAACAUUUGUUCAAGGUCAACGCCCCUCCUGCACCACCAGAAGCAGGCAAACCACAUCCAAAAGUACCCCCACCGUACUCGCAUUAUCUACAGUCCAAGGUCGUUCGUGCGAAGGAGCGCAUCGAGGCAGAGCUGAAUGCACCGAAGGACGCGCCUGGCGGACCUGCCCCACCGGGAAGCUCGAGUCCGGCAAGCGCUGGCCCGACCGCCGCGGGGGAAGCACCCCCACCCGGAGCAUCAUCUUAGCGGUCUUAAUCAUGCGGAGAAGGCCAGGGUAUUUGAUGGUAGGAUGGGGAAGUGUGGUCAGCUGGAUGCGACUUCUGUCUUUCUCUUUCGGACAGAAGAAGCAUGGGAGCGCGCGACGAAGUGUUGGUGGAUAAGAUAAGUGAAGGACCUCUGGGUGAAUGAUCGUCGCAACGUGCUGCCAGCGGCGUGUUUAGGUGUUUAGACGUAGGAGUGAGGGUUGUCCAACGGGAAUAAAGCGGGAGUGCCCGUAGAUAGAUGAGAUGACAUACCCGUGACGAUGCGGGAUGGGCUCGGUCAGUUAGCACUUCUUUGGAUGUCAGAAGGUGUGUGUUGUAU
Dacryopinax primogenitus is the source of this 967-nucleotide messenger RNA. RefSeq lists its product as uncharacterized. The transcript is spliced from 4 exons. Bases 116 to 631 code for a protein of 171 amino acids. Lineage: Eukaryota; Fungi; Basidiomycota; Dacrymycetes; Dacrymycetales; Dacrymycetaceae. The record is from RefSeq and is a predicted model, not a curated record. Gene Ontology annotation, biological process: protein import into mitochondrial matrix. Gene Ontology annotation, cellular component: TIM23 mitochondrial import inner membrane translocase complex.